Messenger RNA from Sebastes umbrosus (honeycomb rockfish), 7663 nucleotides. It is a transcript of the gene myo7ba, whose product is annotated as unconventional myosin-VIIb. Bases 1 to 6828 code for a protein of 2275 amino acids. Gene Ontology annotation, molecular function: ATP binding; protein binding; cytoskeletal motor activity. Gene Ontology annotation, cellular component: cytoskeleton; myosin complex. Lineage: Eukaryota; Metazoa; Chordata; Actinopteri; Perciformes; Sebastidae. The record is from RefSeq and is a predicted model, not a curated record. The transcript is spliced from 49 exons.
AUGACUUUUUUCAGUAGCCAGACGUCUGUUAAUUUAAAGUCACUCGAGGAGAAGUUCCCUCAGCAGCAGCAGCAGCAGCAGCAGCAGCAGGGGCUUCCACCAAAGACUCAACUAUCCUCAGGCUUAAUCCAGGUUUCUGCUAUGUUGCAUUUGAGUAAAGGGGAUUUUGUAUGGGUGGACUCCGGUGUCGAGGUGCCGCUCGGGGCCGAGGUCAAGGUGACAGACACUGGACAGUUCCAGCUGAUCGAUGAUGAAGGAAAGGAGCACAAGAUCAACAAGAAGACGGAGGGCACCAUCCGGCCCAUGCACCCCACCUCUGUGAAGGGUGUGGAUGACAUGAUAAGGCUCGGUGAUCUCAACGAGGCAGGGCUCCUCAGGAAUCUCCUGGUGCGACACAAAGAAGGCACCAUCUAUACAUACACAGGCUCCAUUCUGGUUGCAGUCAACCCUUACCAGCUGCUGCCCAUUUACACCACCGAGCAUGUGCAUAUGUACACAGACCGGAGGCUCGGUGAACUGCCGCCGCACGUCUUCGCCAUAGCAGACAGCUGCUUUUUCAACAUGCGCCGCAGCCGAAAGAACCAAUGCUGUGUCAUCAGUGGAGAGUCAGGAGCAGGGAAAACUGAGAGCACCAAGCUCAUACUGCAGUUCCUAGCUGCAGUGAGCGGCCAGCACUCCUGGAUCGAGCAGCAGAUUCUUGAAGCGAACCCCAUCUUGGAGGCCUUUGGUAAUGCCAAAACCAUUCGUAAUGAUAACUCUAGUCGUUUUGGGAAGUACAUUGACAUCAACUUCACCGACGGUGGGUCCAUUGAAGGGGCCCGCAUUGACCAGUACCUGCUGGAGAAGUCCCGAGUUUGUCGUCAGGCGCCUGAGGAAAGAAACUACCACAUCUUUUACUACAUGCUGAUGGGCAUGCCAGCUGAGCAGAAAAAGAUUCUUUCCCUUGGGACUGCUGCUGAGUACAACUAUCUGACCAUGGGAAAGUGCACCAGCUGUGAAGGGCGUGAUGAUGUGAAGGAAUACGCCCACUUCCGUUCAGCUCUGAAGAUCCUCAUGUUCACAGAGAAUGACUCCUGGGAAAUCUCCAAACUGCUCGCUGCUAUCCUUCACCUAGGCAAUGUGGACUUUAAGGGCACCAUAGUACAUAACCUAGAGGGCUGUGACAUCCUCACAUCAUCCCAUUUCAGCAUGGCUAGCCAACUUUUGGAGGUGGAUCCCAAAGCGCUGGAGAAGAGUCUGACUCAGCGCUCCUUCAUGACAGCCAGAGAGAGUGUGACCAAACCCCUGACCUCUGCCCAGGCCGUGGAUGGCAGGGACGCCUUCGUCAAGGCUAUUUAUGGAAGACUUUUCCUGUGGGUCGUGGACAAAAUCAACGCUGCCGUUUACAAGCCACCUGAGGAUUCCAAAGAGGUCCGACAGUCAAUAGGCUUGCUUGACAUCUUUGGCUUUGAGAACUUCAACAAAAACAGCUUUGAGCAGCUGUGCAUCAACUUUGCCAAUGAGCAGUUGCAGCAGUUCUUCGUCAGGCACGUUUUCAAGCUGGAGCAGGAUGAGUACACCCGUGAAAACAUUGUUUGGAAGCACAUUGACUACCAAGACAACCAACACACCCUGGACGUAUUGGCCAGUAAACCUCUGAACAUGCUGGCGCUUAUUGAUGAGGAGAGCAACUUCCCCAAGGGCACAGAUACCACCCUUCUCCAAAAACUGAAUCAGGUCCACGGGAAAGUGGACAUCUAUGUUCCCCCUAAGAACAACUAUGAGACACAGUUUGGAAUCAAACAUUUUGCAGGAGAGGUCUACUAUGAUUCAAAAGGUUUCCUUGAGAAAAACCGUGACGCCCUCAGCUCAGAUCUGAUUCAGCUGGUGGAGACCUCCACCAAUAAACUCCUCAAACAGGCGUUUCAAAAUGUGCUGUCUUCCAGUACGAUCAAGAGCAGCGUCAACCCCAGGAUGAUCAUCACCACGGCCAACAACAGCCUGCGGCAAGCGACUGAUGGCAAGAAGCGUGUUCCAACUCUGGCUGGCCAGUUCCGUCAGUCUCUGGAUUCCCUGAUGAAAACACUGACUGUGUGCCAACCCUAUUUUGUACGCUGUAUUAAACCCAAUGACUUCAAGAAGCCCAUGCUGUUUGACAGAGAGCUGUGUAUGCGUCAGCUCCGUUACUCUGGCAUGAUGGAGACCAUCAGGAUCCGGAAAGCUGGAUAUCCUGUACGCUACACAUUCGAUGAGUUUCUAAAUCGCUACCGUGUCCUCCUGAAAACUUCCCUCUGUGAUCCCAAAACAGAAAGUAAAGAGAAAUGCUGUGAAAGCAUUUGUGAAUCUGUGCUUACUGGAGAGGGCGACUGGAAGACUGGCAAGACAAAGAUGUUCCUCAAGGACUUCCAUGACACCAUGCUCGAACUGGAGCGAAUGAAAGAACUAAAUGAGAAAGCACUUCUGAUCCAGAAAGUCCUGAGAGGCUACAAAUACAGGAGAGAAUUCCUAAGGAAAAAAGCAGGUGCUCUCAUCAUUCAGAAAUACUGGAGAGGACACAAAGGCAGAAAGCUCUACAAAGUGGUCCAGCUGGGCUUUGCGAGGCUGCAGGCACAGGUGCGGUCUCGUCAGCUCCACUUCCAGUAUAAGAAGGAGCGCGAGGCAGCCAUUGUGCUGCAGGCCCGAGUCAGAGGAUACCUGGCCAGGAAGGAAUGGAAGCGCAAGAGAGACGCUGUGAUCCUCCUGCAGGCACACACCAGGGGUGGGCUGGCAAGAAAAGCUAUCAAAAAGAUCAAAACAGAUAUGUAUCUCUCUGCUAAAGAGAAAGAAGAAGAACGGCGGGUCAUUUUGGAGCGUCAGAAACACUUGGAGGAAGUGCUGAGGCGGAAGAAAGAGAUGGAGGCCAAAGCUCAGACUGAAUCCAUCACAGACGGGGAGAUGGUGGACAGCAUCUUUGACUUCCUGCCCGUUAUGGUUGGAGGGAAGGAGGGGCAAGCGCCUGUGGGAUUCGAGAAGUUUGAGGGGAGAAGGACAAUCACAGAGGAGAUAGACAUCGACGACAUCCCCAUGGAGGAAGAUCUUCACAAAGAAGAUGACGAUGACCUGGAUGAGUACUCCUUCUCCAAAUUUGCCUCCAUGUACUUCCAGGGUGCUGCCACCCACACCCACAUCCGCCAGAGGCUUCGGCAGCCCCUGCUGUACCACGAAGAUGAAGGAGAUGUUCUGGCCUCUCUGACUGUGUGGUGGAUCAUCCUGAGGUUCAUGGGAGACCUCCCUGAUCCGAAGAAGCAGGUCCAGGGAACCUCCACGCAGGAACGCCUUCUGCCAAAGGAGCUGAUCUCCAGAAAGGACAGACGUUUCAGCCACAUGGUUGGCCUGGAUCAGAGGGUGCUGAGGAAUAAAAAAGAAAGGAAGCCUUCCACAGUUCCUGAGGAGCCAACAUCAAACAGAAAGGCCUCCAUUUUCACAGACCUUCUGACAAGAAACAGGAAGGCUUCUGCUGUGCCCACUGAGACAAACCCAAAGGGAUACACUGUGCCAGAAGGGAGCCCUCGAACAAGGAAGGGAUCUACAUUCACUGACCUACUGUCCAGAAACAGAAAAGCAUCCACCAUUCAAGAAAAUGGAAUUCCAAAAUCCACUUCAGGCCUCAGGAAACCCUCCAUCAUCAUGGAGGAGUCAGAGGAUCUGACUGAAGCGUCCAAGCCUCCCACCCUGCAGACUGUGAAGGAGGACAGUGACGUCAUGAUUGGAGAAGGACCCACCCUGGACCGGCCGAUGACGUCGCUCGAAAAACUCCACAUUAUUGUGGGAUAUGCCAUUGUCAGACGUGACCUCAGGGAUGAGAUUUACUGUCAGAUCUGCAAGCAGCUACAAGAUAACAACAAUCGCAACAGCUACUUCCGUGGCUGGAUCCUGCUGUCCCUCUGUCUGGGCAUCUUCCCUCCAAGUGAUCGCUUUAUAAGGUACCUACAAAGUUUCAUCCGCUUCGCUCCAGGAGGCUACGCUUCCUACUGUGCUGAAAGGCUGCGACGCACAGUGAUGAACGGAGUGCGAGGGGAGCCUCCAGCCUGGCUGGAGCUGCAGGCAACCAAGACGAAAAAGCCCAUGAUUGUGUCUGUGAUGCUGAUGGAUGGACGCUCCAUUAACCUGCCUGUCGACUCAGCGUCUACCUCCAAAGAGAUCUGCCAGCUCCUCUCUAACAAAGUCAAACUCAAAGACACCUUUGGCUUUUCUGUGUACGUCGCCUUGUAUGAAAAGGUGUGGGCUCUGGGCAGCGGCCGGGAGCAUGUGAUGGAUGCCAUCUCCCAGUGUGAGCAGGAAGUAAAGAGGAGAGGAGGGCAGGAACAGCACGCUCCCUGGCGUCUCUUCUUCCGCAAGGAGGUCUUCACCCCCUGGCACGACUGCAAAGAGGACAAGAUUAGCACGGACCUCAUCUACAAACAGAUCAUCCACGGUCUGAAGUUCGGAGAGUACCAGAGUGAAAAGGAGGAUGAUUUCGUUCAGCUCGCUGCGAAACAUUUAUAUGUCCAGCAUGGCUCAGGCAGCAGCCCAGAACAUGUGAAGGAAGCCGUUCAGGACUGCAUCAACAACUCUCUGCUGGAAGCCAAGUCAGAGGCCAAAUGGGUGCAAAUGGUCAGCUCCGCUCAUGCUCAGGGUUCAUAUUUGAGUUCAAGACAGAAAGCCGAUUCCGUUAAGGCGGAGAUGGUCGACUACGCCCGAGAGAAGUGGCCCAUGUUCUUCUCUCGCUUCUUUGAAGUUGUCAAACUGUCAGGCCCUGCGCUGCCAAAGAGCAAGUUCAUUGUGGCCAUAAACUGGACUGGUAUCACGUUCCUGGACGAGAGAGAGAAGAGGCUGCUGGAGCUUUCCUUCCCUGAAGUCACCGGCGUCCACACCGUCAGGGAGGGUAAAGCGUCUGGCCAGGCGGUGAGCCUGCUGACACUCAAAGGAGACUUCACUCUGAGUGGAGGGACAGCUGAGGACAUGGCAGAGCUGGUUACUAUGUUCCUCAGUGGACUGACCGAGAGAUCUCAGUAUGCUGUGACCCUGAAGGAAGCCGAUCAAGAUGACACAACAUUGUUGAGCUUCAAGAAAGGAGAGCUCAUUAUAAUAAUUAAAGAUGACGAGUUUUCUCAGCAACGUGGCUGGAUAAAGGGCCAGAAUGAGAGCACGAGAAAAACGGGAGCCGUCCCCACCGAGGCCAUCUUAAUCCUGCCAACACUCAGUAAACCCACCAAUGAGGUCAUGAGCCUCCUCAACUUGUCCCCCAACCAGAGGAAGAACAUCAUAGAUGAAAACCAGAAAGAAACAGGAACAAUAGAGAGAUUAGCUCCUGUCACGCUGAGAGAAUUCUCCCUUGAGUACUUCAGGCAGCCUACUAAGGAUGUGAACCGUCAGGUGAUGUCCAGGAAUGCUGCUCCUGAGAGGCUGUGGGCAAACUCCAGAGAGCCACUCAGACAGCCCCUCCUCAAGAAACUAGUGGCCAACCCAGAGCUCAGCCACAAAGGCUGUCUGGCCUUCACUGCGAUCCUGAAAUAUAUGGGAGAUUACCCCACCAAACAGACGCAGAGUCCUCUCGAGCUCACCGACCAGAUCUUUGGCCCCGCCACUCAAAACGAAGCGCUCAGGGAUGAGAUCUAUUGUCAGAUCAUGAAGCAGAUGAGCAGCAAUAACAACCGGUUCAGCGUGGAGCAGGGCUGGCAGCUGCUGUGGCUCUGCUGCGGCCUGUUUCCUCCCAGCCAGUCUCUUCUGAGGCACACUCAACGCUUUCUGGAGUCGCGCCGCAGAGAGCCCCUCACCGCCGACUGCCUGCAGCGUCUGCAGAGCUCCCUGAGGAUGGAGCCCCGGAAGCUCCCACCGCACCAGGCGGAGGUAGACGCCAUCCAACAGAACAGCACCCAGAUCUUCCACAAAAUCCACUUCCCCAACGACACAGAGGAGAUAUUUGAGGUGGCGACAAACACCAGGAUCAGGGAUCUCAUCCAGAACAUCACCAAGAAGCUCAGUCUGGCUUCGGCAGACGGCUUCAGCAUUUUUGUCAAAACACAUGACAAGGUUCUCAGUCUGAAUGACACAGACUACUUCUUUGAUAGUCUGAGACAAAUCACUGAUUGGUCCAAGAAGGCCAAGAGGAUCAAAGAUGGUGGGCCAGUCAACAUCCCCUACCUUGUGUUCUUCAUGAGGAAGUUGUGGUUCAAUGUUAUCCCUGGCAGAGAUGCAGGGGCCGAUCUUAUCUUUCAUUUCCCUCAGGAGCUACCAAAGUACCUGAGAGGCUAUCAUGUUUGCACCAAAGAGGAAAUGGUCAACAUUGCAGCUCUGCUCUUCAGGAUAAAGGUCAACAAUGACAACAGCCAGUUUGUCAUGAUUCCCAAGAUGCUGAAGGAGCUGGUGCCCGCCGACCAACUGAAGGCCAUGUCUGAAAAUGAGUGGAAGAAGAGUAUUCUCGCCUCUUAUAACAAACAUGCUGGCAUGACUGUUGAAGAAGCUAAGGUGGCAUUCCUGAAGGCAGUGUGCCGCUGGCCGACGUUCGGCUGUGCGUUCUUUGAAGUGAAGCAAACAUCGGAGCCAAGUUUCCCAGAUAUUGUGCGAAUAGCCAUCAGCAAGCAAGGACUCACCAUCAUCCACCCUAAAACCAAGGAUGUGCUGGCAAAUCACCCAUUCAACCGCAUCGCUAACUGGUGCAGUGGAAGCACCUACUUUCACAUGACUAUUGGCAGUUUAGUCAAGGGGAGCAAAUUCCUUUGUGAAACGUCACUGGGUUACAAGAUGGAUGAUCUUAUAACCUCCUAUGUCAACAUGUACCUCAGAGAGAGGAGGGCAGUGCAAACCAGGAACCAGCGCUUCAACAUCUGAGUAGCACGAGUGUGACGCAACUUGUGUCUGUAGCUGCAGAUUCAAACCAACACACUCAACAUGUAGUUCAUACACACACACACAUACACACACACACAAACACACACACACACACACAGAGGCAGAGCAGGAAUAGUUCUGCUUUCAAAAGUGCGAUCAACUUUAUUUGUGCUCAGUGGAAAAAAAACAUUGAUUUAUUGCAUGGAAGAAAGUUGUUGUAGUUUUCUCUCAUUUUAUUUAAAGCUAAUGUAUUCAAGUAACAUAAUCCUAAGUGAAGAACCCACGUUCUAGGUAAUGAUAAUUCUGUGCACACUUUUCCUCCAGCUCUUAAUUUAUGGAGAAAAACAUAUGUGGUUCAUGAUUCACCAAUAUGAAACAGAUUUACAAAUGUGUAUGAUAAAUUGUGAAUGAAUUAUGGUUUCCAUAAAUGUUUCUUCCUAUCCAUAAAUACCACCAAAGUUGAAUAUAUUUACAUAUAGACAACCCAACUUGAAUAAAUGCCAGUAUUCCACAUAGUUCCAACUUUCUUUAAUCUAAUAACUUUUUAUUUUCAAAUACUUCCUGUGUAUAUCGUUGUCUAAAAAUAUUAUUCACAUCUGGUUAACAAAAUAUUUACAUAUUUAGUUUUUGUUUGUUUAAGUUUAGUGGUAUUUGUUUGUGGGUGGAAAAAUUCAAUUGUGGACACCAUAAUUUAUUCACAAAUCUCCAUACCCAUUCGUAAACCUUGUUUUUAUUUGUAGUAACUACAAUGGAAACUACCAGUAAUUCCUCUCCAUAUUAAUCUGCCUGCCUUAAAAACAUUAAAGGUGCCUUGUGGAGUUUUCUUAAAAACAAA